AUGGCACGAUCGUCGCGGCCGGGCGGGGCGUCCAAGCCCUUUGCCUGGACGACCGUCUUUUACCUCCUCCUGGUCUUCAUUGCGCCUCUGGCGUUUCUGGGAACUGCCCACGCUUCUGAGGAACAGAACGUCCAAGAGAACUAUGGAACUGUCAUCGGUAUCGAUUUGGGAACGACCUACUCUUGUGUCGGUGUGAUGCAGAAUGGAAAGGUCGAGAUCUUGGUUAACGACCAGGGCAACCGUAUCACUCCGUCGUACGUGGCUUUCACGGAUGAGGAGCGUCUGAUCGGUGAUGCCGCGAAGAACCAGUACUCUUCCAACCCCAAGAGGACAAUCUUCGACAUCAAGCGUCUGAUCGGCCGGAAGUGGGACGACAAGGACGUCCAGAGAGACAUCAAGAACUUCCCCUUCAAGGUUUCCAACAAGGAUGGCAAGCCCGUCGUCACCGUCGAUGUCAACAAGCAGCCCAAGACCUUCACCCCCGAGGAGAUCUCGGCCAUGGUCCUGGGCAAGAUGAAGGAGAUCGCGGAGGGUUAUCUCGGAAAGCCCGUCCACCACGCCGUCGUCACGGUUCCCGCCUACUUCAACGACGCCCAGAGACAGGCCACCAAGGACGCCGGUACCAUCGCUGGCCUGAACGUUCUCCGUGUUGUGAACGAGCCCACUGCGGCCGCUAUCGCCUACGGUUUGGACAAGACUGGCGACGAGCGCCAGAUCAUCGUCUACGACCUGGGUGGUGGUACCUUCGAUGUCUCCCUCCUGUCGAUCGACAACGGCGUCUUCGAGGUCUUGGCUACCGCCGGUGACACCCACCUGGGUGGUGAGGACUUUGACCACCGUGUCAUGGACUACUUUGUCAAGCUCUACAACAAGAAGCACAACGUCGACAUUACCAAGGACCUGAAGACCAUGGGUAAACUGAAGCGCGAGGUUGAGAAGGCCAAGCGGACGCUCUCUUCUCAGAUGUCCACUCGCAUCGAGAUUGAGGCUUUCCACGAGGGCAAGGACUUCUCUGAGACCCUGACCCGCGCCAAGUUUGAGGAGUUGAACAUGGAUCUGUUCAAGCGGACCCUCAAGCCCGUGGAGCAAGUUCUCAAGGACGCCAAGGUCAAGAAGAGCGACAUCAGUGACAUUGUCCUGGUCGGUGGUUCUACCCGUAUUCCUAAGGUCCAGGCUCUCCUUGAGGAGUUCUUCAACGGAAAGAAGGCCAGCAAGGGUAUCAACCCUGAUGAGGCUGUCGCCUUCGGUGCUGCCGUUCAGGGUGGUGUCCUCUCCGGAGAGGAGGGAACGGGCGACGUCGUUCUCAUGGAUGUCAACCCUCUCACUCUGGGUAUUGAGACCACUGGUGGUGUCAUGACCAAGCUCAUCCCUCGUAACACGGUCAUCCCUACCCGCAAGUCUCAGAUCUUCUCGACCGCGGCCGACAACCAGCCCACGGUCUUGAUCCAAGUUUAUGAGGGAGAGCGUUCUAUGACCAAGGACAACAACCUCUUGGGCAAAUUCGAGCUCACGGGUAUCCCACCGGCGCCUCGUGGCGUGCCUCAGAUUGAGGUCUCCUUCGAUCUGGAUGCCAACGGUAUCCUGAAGGUCAGCGCCGCUGACAAGGGUACCGGAAAGGCGGAGUCCAUCACCAUCACCAACGACAAGGGCCGCCUGACUCAGGAGGAGAUUGACCGCAUGGUUGCGGAGGCCGAGCAGUUCGCAGAGGAAGACCGGGCCGCCAAGGCCAAGAUCGAGGCCCGUAAUGCCCUGGAGAACUACGCCUUCAGCCUGAAGAAUCAGGUCAAUGACGAGAACGGCCUGGGUGGCAAGCUUGAUGAUGAUGACAAGGAGACUAUUCUGGAGGCUGUCAAGGAGGCGACCGACUGGCUGGAAGAGAACGCUGCCAGCGCCUCGACAGAGGACUUUGAGGAGCAGCGCGAGAAGCUGUCGAGCGUCGCCUAUCCGAUCACCAGCAAGCUGUACGGUUCCGCACCGGCGGACGAGGAGCCUAGCGGCCACGACGAGCUGUAG
Rasamsonia emersonii CBS 393.64 is the source of this 2013-nucleotide messenger RNA. RefSeq names its product 2-alkenal reductase. The record is from RefSeq and is a predicted model, not a curated record. Gene Ontology annotation, cellular component: endoplasmic reticulum chaperone complex; cytoplasm; endoplasmic reticulum lumen. Bases 1 to 2013 code for a protein of 670 amino acids. The transcript is spliced from 5 exons. Gene Ontology annotation, molecular function: ATP binding; ATP-dependent protein folding chaperone; misfolded protein binding. Lineage: Eukaryota; Fungi; Ascomycota; Eurotiomycetes; Eurotiales; Trichocomaceae. Gene Ontology annotation, biological process: cellular response to unfolded protein; protein refolding; endoplasmic reticulum unfolded protein response.